UCCUUUCUUCAGUAAACGCUCAACAUAAACUCCCUGACUCAAUCUUUCAGUCGCCAGCUCCAAUAUGGCCACCGUUCAAGCUCUUUCGUUCUCUUUCUCCACCUCUCAACAGAUAAACUACUCCGUCCUCCAGCCAAAUCAAAGCCCUCGACGCCGCAGUUAUACACCUUCAAGUCACCGAAGCUGCCGAAAUUUCCUGCUUUCCUGUUGCUUCGCCAUUAGCCAAAGCGAUCAAGACGCAUCGGCCAUCUCAUCUCCUUCAUUCAAUACUGUCGCUUCUUCCAUCCGCUUUGUCUUCACAGGAGGGGGCUCCGGCGGUCACAUCUACCCAGCCAUCGCCAUUGCCGACGAGCUGCGGAGCCUCUGCCCUGACGCGAAGUUCCUCUUCCUCGGAACCUCUGCAGGUUUAGAGAGCAACAUUGUCCCUUCCGCCGGCUAUGAUUUCACCGCCAUCCCAGCCUCCCGCCUCUCACGCCCCUUUCCCUCGCCUGAGAAUCUUCUCUUCCCUUUCCACGUCAUCCACGCAAUCGCCGCCGCCUGGCAAAUCCUCCGCCGCUUCCGCACUGAUGUUGUAAUCGGUACAGGCGGAUACGUUGCCGCGCCAGUCUACCUCGCCGCUGUGCUAUCUGGCACGAAGAUCGCGAUUCAGGAACAGAAUGCCUUUCCGGGGAUCGCCAAUAAGAUAGCCUCUCCCUUCGCCUCGAAGGUCUUCCUUGCUUUCAAUGAGUGUUUGAAGCAUUUUCCCAAUGAGAAAUGCUCAGUUUUUGGGAAUCCUGUGAGGCUUUCGUUGAGAAGCUAUGUGUCGAAAGCAGUGGCGAGGACGCAUUUCUUCCCUAAUGCUGUGAAGCUUAUGGAGGAGAAAGCUCAGGUGGUACUCGUGCUUGGCGGAUCACAAGGAGCGAAUCCCAUCAAUGUAGCUGUUCUUAAUAUGUAUUAUGAUAUGCUUUUGAAGCAUAGAAACAGAUUCAUAAUAUGGCAAACAGGGAAGGAUGGAUUUAAUGAGAUGGAGAGCUUGGUCAAGAAUCACCGCCGGUUGCUUCUGACCCCUUUUCUGCAGGCUAUGGAUCUAGCUUAUGCAGCAGCCGAUCUUGUUGUCUCUCGUGCUGGAGCAAUGACUUGCACAGAGAUCUUGACUACGGGGAAACCGUCUAUUCUGAUACCUUCGCCAUAUGUUGCAGAAGAUCACCAAACUAAAAAUGCUCUUAUAAUGUCCGAUGUAGCUGGAUCAAAGAUUUUAACUGAAGAUGAACUUGACUCUAGCAGCCUUGCAACUACAAUUGAUGCGGUUUUAGGGGAUGAGGAUUUAAUGGAAGAGAUGUCUGAAAAGGCACUAAAAUCUGCGCUUCCCAAUGCUGCUAUUGAUAUUGCUCAAAGCAUCCUCUACCUAGUUAAAGUAUCCUUCCAAAAGUGAAGUUUUGCUGAAAAUGAUGUAUUCAGUUUUUUUGAGAUUUCCAUUUACUUGUUUUAUUUCAUUCUUUUUCGCUUUGGGUGCUUUAUAGCAAAUUUAGCGUUUUUUCCGAGAAAUUAGCUGAUUUUGAAUAGGUUCAUUAUAACAUUAUUUUGUCUUUGCAUCAUUCAUUAGUUCCAGCGAGACUAGUUGUUUGUUUUCAUUUGCUUCUUUAUAUUAUGUCUGAACCUACCCUUCAUGGUAGCUUUGUUGCUCUUUUAGUCCUAAACUGUGGAGUAAAUGAAGAAAAAAAAAA
Messenger RNA from Dendrobium catenatum, 1703 nucleotides. Its product is annotated as UDP-N-acetylglucosamine--N-acetylmuramyl-(pentapeptide) pyrophosphoryl-undecaprenol N-acetylglucosamine transferase. Bases 65 to 1411 code for a protein of 448 amino acids. The transcript has 4 exons. NCBI's taxonomy places the organism in Eukaryota, Viridiplantae, Streptophyta, Magnoliopsida, Asparagales, Orchidaceae. Gene Ontology annotation, molecular function: undecaprenyldiphospho-muramoylpentapeptide beta-N-acetylglucosaminyltransferase activity. Gene Ontology annotation, biological process: carbohydrate metabolic process. The record is from RefSeq and is a predicted model, not a curated record.